AACUUCUUAGGGCCUGGAUGAAGGUCAAAAACUAAUAUCAGCUUGAUCCAAAACUUUUGUGGCCCAUUAAUGGUAAAUGAUCACUGUUUCCUAUGUUAUGGUCCACCUGAUAAUUGGAUCUCCUUUAUUUUUGGGGAUGGACGGUGUGGAUACAGAAUACAUACGUCAAGGUGGGCCCCACGAUAAGGGCCUCACCGUCUUGUAUGAGGCCGGGGCCUCCCCUAAUCCGCUCCAACUGAACAUUGGUCUGGAUUACCGAACAGCGGGUCCCACUCUUAGAACAGAAAACCCGCGUAACGCGCGCAAAGCCUCGGGUCGCGGAUCCGAUAAUUCCUCCCGCCAUUAAAUUACCAUAUCCGAGCUCUACAGCUUCUCCUUUGCUUUCGUCUCUCCACUUCAAAUGAAGCUUCUCCUCCGUCACCCUUCCCGCUCUCUGCCAAACCCUAACCCUAAUCUCUCCACAAAACGCAGAUCCCUCUGCAAUUCUUCCAAACCCGCCGCCCCAUCUGAUCUCUCCGCCGACCGUGACGAAGGCUUUGUCGCCAUCCUGCGGCAGAUUGUCCGAUCCAAGCCGUACACGUGGAAAUCCUCCCUUGACGCUGCCUUCAUCUCGUGCCGGCUCCAGCCUCGACACGUUGAAAAGGUCCUCCUCCAAACACUCGAUGAUCCCAAAUUGGCCUUGAGAUUCUUCAAUUUCUUAGGCUUGCAUCAUAAUUUCGAUCACUCAACGCUCUCUUUCUGCAUCUUGAUCCAUGCUUUGGUCCGAUCUGAUCAUAAAUGGGCUGCAUCCUCGCUUGUACAGACCCUAAUUUUCACCCGAUCGAAUCCUAACGAAAUCUUUGAAUGCUUGGUUUCUGCUCGUGACGAAUGCCGGGUGUUGUCAUGCCUGGGCUUCGACUUUUUUAUCCAAUCGUACGUUCAGAAUAAGUGCAUUUUGGAUGCGGUUACUAUUGUUAGGAUGAUGAUUGGUCAGGGGCUGGCUCCGGAGGUUAGGAGCAUAAGCAGUGUAUUGAAUGCAUUGGUGAAGAUCCGGCACUUAGAAUUGGCAUCGGAUGUGUUUGAUGAGAUUGUCAGAUGUGGGGCCUGCCCUGACAUUUAUGUGUACACUGCAAUGGUGCGUUGUUUUUGUGAAAGAAGAGAUUUUGCGAAAGCGAAGGAGAUGGUUUUUGAGAUGGAGAAGAAUGGGUGCGGUUCGAGUGUUGUGCCUUACAAUGUGUUGAUUCAUGGCUUGUGCAAGAAUCGGAGAGCUUUCGAGGCAGUCGAAGUUAAGAACAGGCUGUGGGGGAGAGGACCGAGAGCAGAUGUUGUUACCUACUGUACAUUGGUGUUAGGCUUGUGUAAGGUGGAAGAGGUGGAAAUGGCAGCUCGUUUUAUGGAUGAGAUGGUUGGAUUGGGGUUUGUUCCAAGCGAAGCUGCCUCCUCAUCUAUGGUGGAGGCAUUGAGGCGGAAUGGGAAGGUUGAGGAGGCUUUUGAUUUGGUGGGUAGAUUGUGGAAGAUUGGUAUAAUACCAAACUUGUUUGCUUACAAUGCAUUGAUUAAUGCAUUAUGCAAAGUUGGGAAGUUGGACGAGGCGGACUUGCUUUUUAGGAAGAUGGGUGACAAGGGUCUUUUCCCAAAUGAUGUUACCUUUUCAAUUCUGAUUGAUGCAUAUUGCAAGAAUGGGAAGCUGAAUGAUGGGCUUAUUCUGUUUGGUAAAAUGACAGAGGCAGGGAUAAGGGGUAGUGUUUAUCCAUACAAUGCUCUGAUCAAUGGGCACUGCAAAAUGGGGAAAUUGAGUGAUGCGGAGUUAUUGUUUCAGGAUAUGGUCCAAAGGGGAACGGUACCAAAUGUUGUAACUUACACAUCGAUGAUAAGUGGAUUUUGCAAGGAAGGGGACUUGGGUAAGGCAUUUGAGUACCAUCACGAGAUGGUGAGGAAAGGCAUAUCUCCGAAUACGUACACAUUUACUGCUCUCAUUGAUGGUCUUUGUCGUGCAAAUAUGAUGGUGGAAGCAAGAAAACUGUUUGAUGAAAUGGUAGAACAGAAUGUAGUGCCCAAUGAAGUGACUUAUAAUGUCAUGAUUGAUGGGUAUUGCAGGGGAGGGAACACAGUACGAGCAUUUGAAUUAUAUGACGAGAUGAUUGCAAAAGGUCUUAUGCCAGAUACAUAUACUUAUAGGCCCCUUAUAAGUGGACUCUGCAUGACAGGUAGAGUCUCCGAAGCCAAAGAAUUCAUGGAUGAUCUUCACCGUGAAAAUUGCAGACUCAAUGAGAUUUGUUUUAGUGCACUUAUGCAUGGAUACUGUAAAGAAGGUAGACUAAAUGAAGUCUAUAAUGUUUGCAAGGAGAUGGUGGAAAGAGGAGUUGACAUGGAUCUAAUUUGCUAUGGUAUACUUAUUUAUGGAGUUCUAAAGCACCAUGAUAAGAUAAAAUUACUUUGUAUAUUGAAGGAGAUGCUCAAUAGAGGCCUGAGGCCUGAUAAUGUAAUCUAUACUACUGUAAUUGAUAGAUAUUGCAAACAAGGAAACCUCACAGAGGCAUUUGGCUUCUGGAAUAAGAUGAUCACAGAAGGCUGCAUCCCUAAUGUUGUAACGUACACUGUGCUAAUAAAUGGAUUGUGUAAGGCUGGGUUUGUAGACAAGGCAGAGCUGCUUUGUAAGGAAAUGCUGGUUAAAAGCUUCCUACCUAAUGAGAUGACUUAUGGUUGUUUUCUUGACCGGCUUACCAAGGAUGGAAAUAUGGAGAAAGCUGUGGAGCUGCAUAAGGCAAUGGUAGGAGGGCUUUUAGCAAACUCUGUGACUUACAAUAUGUUGAUCAAUGGUUUCUGUAAAUCAGGCAGAAUCCAGGAUGCAACUGCACUCCUGGGUGAAAUGAUUAAUGAUGGCAGGUCGCCUGAUUGCAUCAGUUAUUCGAUACUUAUUUAUGAGUACUGCAGAAGGGGUGACUUACAUGCAGCUUUAAAGCUGUGGAAUGAGAUGCUAAAUAUGGGGCUGAAGCCUGAUACGCUGGCAUAUAAUUUUUUGAUAUAUGGAUGCUGUAUUAGUGGAGCACUAACAAAGGCUUUUCAAUUGCACGAUGAUAUGAUAGCAAGUGGCUCAAAACCAAACUGGGUUACGUAUAAUGCUCCUCCAUGGAACUUGUUUGAUGGGUAGUAUGGAAAGAUCUGUCUUGUCUACUGGAUGGAAAUCAUGAAAAGCGCGCUUAUAGCAGUUACAAAUACUUUCUCGACACUCUCAACAUAAAUUAGGGUUGUCUGGAAUGCCUCGCAAUGCGGUGGGCAGAUUGCAUACCACAAAUUUGAAUGAGACUGCGAUGAUAAUAUGCCCAACCCAUUACAGUGGCAUUCUCAUCAUGGGGCGGAUUUUGCAGAUGGGCGAAUUUAGUGUAUUUUGUCUUCUGCUAUUUUUGGGAUGGCCGGAUAUAGCUCUGCUUCUGCAAAAUGGGGCUGGGUGUCAUUCUCAGUCUGGUGUAUAUCCAACCAGGUCUUUACCAGGUUGGAAUGCAAAGUGGAACUAAAAGAUGAGGUGAAGUGCAUCCAUGCAGAGAACAUGGAAUCAUUACUGCUGGAUAUAGGAUGAAGAUCGUCCUCUCAGUGCUAAUUGCAGUUGUUGUGUGUUUGAGAAGGGGCUAAGCUUCUCUGACAAGCAUGGUCACUUCAUUUAGGACCUUUUAGUGCAAGAAGUGAUGGCAAAUGUGAGAUUGCGAAAAGAGCAGCAUGCUUUCUGAGAACAUGAUGCCACAAAACAAUACCAGGUGUGGUGCAUGAAAAACUGUGAAAUUUCUUUAAGAUUGCCGAUCUUUUGUCAUUGCACAUUUUCUUUGUUCUUAGGGAUUAUUUUUAUCCGCCUAUAAAUCUAUUUCAACUCCUAAAGCAAACAACAAGGGAAUUUUCUGACAUGUAGUAUUAAAUUUAGGGCAAUUACAAAGAAAAAGAGCAAAGAAGUUUCUCCAACUGCACUUCCUAUUUUUUGUUCUCAUUGAAAAUAAUCAAUAAACCUGCAGGAGUUCUAGUUACUGAUUAAUUGCUUCGAAAUGGGAUGUAAUAUGAGGGUUAUUUGUGUGGUAACUACUGAGGAUCUCAUUUACUCGGUGAUCCUUUAAUUUGCCAAGGGUUUCAAUUUAUUGCACUCUUCUUCCUCGACACGUCUUCACUUCCUUAAGAUAGGAAGGAACAACAAUUAAAGAGAGAAGAAAACCACUGAGGAAAAACUGAAGGGCAGUGUCGUUGGAUUUUGACCACCACUCCAAAUUGCUGAGGCGAGGAGUGA
This is a messenger RNA of Magnolia sinica, 4246 nucleotides long. Its product is annotated as putative pentatricopeptide repeat-containing protein At5g59900. NCBI's taxonomy places the organism in Eukaryota, Viridiplantae, Streptophyta, Magnoliopsida, Magnoliales, Magnoliaceae. The transcript has a single exon. The coding region runs from base 401 to 3130 and encodes 909 amino acids. Gene Ontology annotation, molecular function: protein binding. The record is from RefSeq and is a predicted model, not a curated record.